This is a messenger RNA of Penicillium oxalicum, 2562 nucleotides long. Its product is annotated as UNC45-central domain-containing protein. The record is from RefSeq and is a predicted model, not a curated record. Gene Ontology annotation, molecular function: protein binding. The transcript is spliced from 3 exons. NCBI's taxonomy places the organism in Eukaryota, Fungi, Ascomycota, Eurotiomycetes, Eurotiales, Aspergillaceae. Bases 1 to 2562 code for a protein of 853 amino acids.
AUGGUCUCGGCAACGGGCGAAGAGCGCGCUGUUCACCUGGCACGCGAGGCCGUCGAGUUAUUUGAUGCGGGUCACCGCGAUGCCGCAUCACGCAACCUCAGAGAGGCAUUGUCCAUCUCAAAGGAUAACCUCGACGUGAAAGCCGCCUUCCUCAAGAUUCAACAGGAAGAAGAAAGUGGCCACCCGCUCCUCGACCUCUGCCGUCGGUACGCAGCUCGUAAAGAUGAAGUUGCCGGCAAAGAAGCCGCCUUUUAUCUUCGCGCCGAUGGCCUGAAGCCUCCCGAGAACGUCGCCUUGGAGGCGCUGAAACUUCUACUCGACCAGCGGGCGCAUGUUCUCUCGGAUAUUCAAGACGAGAUCAUCUCCGGGCUAGUCCGCCAAAAUACCAGCGUCCGUCAAUACUUUUCCGACCAACUCCAGAUCUCUGUGACAACUUUCUUCGAUGAAAUCUUUGACCGUGGCGACGGAGCGGCAGUAUGUCUGGAUACGGUGGUCCUCGAUCCGCAGGUCUGGCCUUGCGAGGACAAGCGCCUCCACUGCGAGAGUGAGCUUUUCCAACUGUUCUUGGCCAAGUUGAUGGAAUCGGGCCAUGAUCUCGACGGUCGUGCUCUGAAGGGAAUCACUCGGUUAUUGGCGGUUGAUGCGAGCCGCCUGCAGCAUUUGGUGGAUGAUGAAGAGUUUGAGGUCAUCUUGACCUCCCUGGACAGCCGACUCCCUCUGGAGCUACGCAGUCAAGCUACCCUGGCCACCGCAAAGUACCUCGAGGUCUCCAAGGAGGCCGGCGAAAAGCAAUUCGCCAUGCUGAUCACCGCAAUGAUUGCCAAGGGUCGGUUGAAUGACAUGAUCAUCGCAUUCUCCGCGGUCGCCGCGGUCUUUCCCGUGGCCCCGAGUGCCGCUGCUGGGAUCUUCUUAUCCGAGGGAUUCAUGGCGGCAUUGAGUCCCCUGGCAACCCGGGAUGCCACCCGCAAGAAGGUCGAGCUCUCCAUUUUGGAGCUACUUAAUGCCGCAUGUAUCAACCGGCCCUGCCGAGAAAUCGUGACCAAAAACUUCUCGGACUGGCUGUCACACACCCUGACCAAUGGGAGUGACGAGGGCUCGGAGCUGGCCGCGGUGGUUUUGGCGAAGAUUCGCGCCUCCGAAACCACCCAGCCAUCGACCAAGAACGGUGAGGCCCAGGAGGCGAACGCAGGCGUGACGGACUUGGUGCAAAAGUUUAAGGGACUAAUGACUGAAUCCAAGGUUGAAAAUAUUUCUCACGCGGUUGAGGGUCUAGCUUACUCGUCCGUUGAGCCCUCGGUCAAGAAUCAAAUCGCUAUGGAUCCUCCUUUUUUGCGUAAUUUGGUCAACGUCUUGAAACGCCAUACCGCCGAAACUUCCGUGCUGUUUGGCGGCCUGAUGAUCAUUUCCAAUCUCACCAAAUUCCUUCCCACCAUGUCUGAUGAACAGAAAAAGAUGUCUCAGUUGAAGAAUUAUGCCGAUGCCUCUGCCGGAAAUGCGCGCGCCCCCGUCGAUCCUCGUGACGAAGAUGAUGCUGUUCUUGAGCGCUGCGGCGCUCUUGUGGACGCGGGGGUCAUGUCCCUUCUGGUCGAGUGUGGCCGACUAGCUUCCCCAUCUGCCAACGACUUGACUGCCAAGAUCAUGUUGGCCCUAGCACGGCGAUCCAAGUCCCGAGGUACGUUGGCCCAACAAGGUGCCAUCAAACUACUACUGGGACUGUCUGUUUCGAAGCCAAAUCAGACCAAUACAGUGUCCGAGACGAGUCGAACCGCAUCUCACGCACUGGCUCGGGUUCUUAUUUCGGUUGACCCAGCCCAUGCUUUUCCAUCCACCGGGUUUCCUCAAGCGACUUCUCCAGUGCGGCCACUACUUUCACUUCUGGCCUCUCCCAACGGCGCCACGAUUUCCGUGGACCAGCCUCGCGAUCUCCUGCCUGUUUUUGAAAGUCUUCUUGCCUUGACCAACUUGGCGUCUUAUCCGCGUGAUGAUUCCCCCGCCGAGUUGAUUGUUCGAGAGGGAUGGCCGGUCAUUGAAGACCUCCUCCUCUCUAAUAACUCGCGUGUGCAGCGGGCUGCCUGCGAACUAGUCUGCAACCUCAUGACUUGUGAAUCGGGAAUCAUCAAGUUUGCCGAUGCCACCAAGAGAGCUUCGCAACGACUGCACAUCAUGCUUGCUCUUACCGAUGCUGAUGACCUGGCUACUCGACGGGCGGCGGGUGGCGCUAUUGCGAUGCUGACCGAAUUUGAUGCCGCGGUGGCAGCAGUUCUCGAAAGGCCACGGGGAGUUGAAUUGCUCCUUGGUCUGUGUCAGGAGGAUGACGAUGCCCUCGUUCACCGCGGCGUGGUGUGUCUUCAAAAUCUCACCACGGCCUCGGGGGACAUUGGGCAGCGUGCCAGAGCUGCCGUGAAAGAGGCCAAGGGCGUCGAGGUUCUGACCUCGUGUCUCAAGAAGACGUCCAAUUCGGCCAUUAUACAGACUGGAGUCGAGGCGUUGAAGCCUUUGGUGCAGCCAUCAAGGGGCUCUCUGGCAGAGCAUCUCGAGGACCAAUCUUACAAUGAUCUGUGA